Messenger RNA from Priceomyces carsonii, 816 nucleotides. RefSeq lists its product as uncharacterized. The record is from RefSeq and is a predicted model, not a curated record. Gene Ontology annotation, cellular component: chromatin; nucleus. The transcript has a single exon. Gene Ontology annotation, molecular function: histone binding; chromatin binding. Gene Ontology annotation, biological process: nucleosome assembly. The coding region runs from base 1 to 816 and encodes 271 amino acids. Lineage: Eukaryota; Fungi; Ascomycota; Pichiomycetes; Serinales; Debaryomycetaceae.
AUGGAAAUGAAAAAUAAUAAGGAGGAUGUCACCGACAAGCAGAGUGAAUUGUUGGAAAAAUGUUUGGUAGAACUUGCGGGUUGUGAAAAAGAGAUGGAUGAGGCAGAAAAAGAUGCAGAGAUAUAUAGGAUUAGAAAGACACAAGAGAUUUAUGCCAAAAGACGUUCAAUAUUAAGGAAUAUUCCCAAGUUUUGGUACAUCGUAUUAGCAGAAAAUGAUGAUUUUUCAGAAUACCUUGGAAUUGAUGAUCUUAAGUACCUAGAAGCAAUUAAUGACAUAUAUGUUCAUUACAAUGUAGCUGAUAGUGAUGACAUCAGCCACUAUCGAGACUAUUCCAUAACCCUUAGCUUCAAAGACAACGAAUUGAUUCAAGAUCAGACCAUUACGAAGGAGUUUAAGACAUCUAUUGAAGAAGGUGAAGAAAUGCUAUACCUGGAACCGGUGGAUGUCAAUUGGCCCAAAGAGCUUGAUAGCAUCAACCCUAGACUCAUAAAAGAACAGACUAAAGCAGGAGAACUUUCCAAGGAACAGAAAAAGCAGUAUAGACUAGGAAUGAAGUCGUUCUUUGCAUGGUUCGCUUGGACAGGGAAAAAGCCUGGUAAGGAGUUCAGAAAUGGUGAAGACGUAGCGAGAUUAAUUACAGACGAUUUAUUUCCUUAUGCCGUCAAAUAUUACACAGAAGCCAUGCCAGGAAUUGGGGAAGAAGAUAGUUUUGAGGAUUCAUCGGAGGGCGAGGAAUUAGAUAUCAGCGAUGAUGAACCACCAAAAAAGAAAAGGGCGCAAAAUAGUCAAGCUGGCUUACUGACAGAUCAUUAG